AUGGCGUCGAUCAAUACAGGGAAAAUCUACGUUCUAAAGAACAGCUUUACAGCUGCAGCUAAGAUACUUGCCCUCACGGGAAACGGCAACUCUCUCUCCUUGGUAGACGCCAAUAAUGUUACUUCCAACAGCCUCUGGUUCCUUACUCCAACGAACUCAGCCAGCUACUAUCGCUUGCACAGUAUUGCCAACGGCGUGAAGCAGUCACUCGACGUCAUUAAUGACAAUGGAGUUAACAGCGUCAACCUCCACUUCGCGAAUACUGGAGAAUAUAGUGGGCAAUAUUGGAGAUUCGACGAAUGGGGCACAAACCCAGCCUACCCGUACCGGCUGAGCAACAGCUUCACGGGACCAGGUCAACACCUAGACGUGUAUUCUGACACUUAUGUGGCUCAUCUGGCCGGCGGCGAUUACAGUGGGCAGCAUUGGGCUCUAGUUCCUGCAAACACUGUCGUCGUGACCCAGUCUUGA
Molecule: messenger RNA, 471 nt
Organism: Trichoderma aggressivum f. europaeum
Lineage: Eukaryota; Fungi; Ascomycota; Sordariomycetes; Hypocreales; Hypocreaceae
Exons: 1
Coding region: 1-471 (156 amino acids)
Source: RefSeq, a predicted model, not a curated record